CUUUGUCCACUUGGCUUUUUUUGAACAAGCCUGCAAGUUUUACGGCGGGGGGGAAAACUCCACGCGCGGGUCGGGAUCUUUUGCAUCUCCGUUGACGGGACCGGUCUUCGGCGGAGAAUGCGGUAGACCUCCGCCUCCCGCCGGAUCCCCGCCCUCAUCCCGUCCAACGCGGGUGGCCGAUGGGGGAGCGCCCGCCGCAGCCGGCGCCGUCUCCCGGGCCGGACGGUGAGCCCGCGGGCCCGCCGCGGUUCCGGGAGGGAGGCCCCGGCGAGGAGCCGAGGAGCUCGCCGCCGGAUGGCGGCCACGCGCCGCGCAUCAGCUCGCCCUUCGCCGACGCCGACCCGCCGGCCUACUACGGCGGGACGCCCGCCGGGGCCGCGCCGCCGCCCUUCUGGUCCGAGCCGCCCCUCGCCCUGCGCCGCCUGGCCUACGACCGCGUCGGCCCCCGCUGGACGCAGCCCAGAGGCUUUGUGAACGGCAGCGCCGCGCCGGCUUGUCCCGAAACCACGUCCGACACGCACCUGUGCGCCGUGUGCGACGACUACGCAUCGGGCUACCACUACGGCGUCUGGUCCUGCGAGGGCUGCAAGGCUUUCUUCAAGAGGAGCAUUCAAGGACGCGACGACUACAUCUGCCCCGCCACCGACCGGUGCACCAUCGACAAGAAGCGCCGCAAAAGCUGCCGGGCCUGCCGCCUGCGCAAAUGCUACCAAGCGGGCAUGAUGAAGUGCGACGUCCGCCGACGCGGCCGGCGCUCGCGUGUCGCCGCAAGAGUAACCAACCAACCCAGAACACGGCGGCGCCGUCCGUCUCACGCUGGUCCAAAAAGCGCGCCGGCCAAGCUCACUUGUGGUUGCCGUGACGCAGGCGUGAGGCACGAGCGCCACGCCCGGGGGCCGUCCCGCGCGGGGCGUCGACUCCGAGCGUUGGCGCCCCACGGGCCCGCCGCCGGCCAGAGCGCCGAAGACUUGGUCCUGCGCAUGGUGGAGGCGGAGCCGCCCGCCAUCUACCUGAUGGAGGAGCAGAAGAAGCCCUUGACCGAGGCCGGCGUGAUGAUGUCGCUCACCAACCUGGCCGACAAGGAGCUCGUCCUCAUGAUCGCUUGGGCCAAGAAGAUCCCGGGCUUCGUGGAGCUGAGUCUGCCCGAGCAGAUCCAGCUGCUGAAAUGCUGCUGGUUGGAGGUCCUCAUGCUGGGCCUGAUGUGGCGAUCCGUCGACCAUCCCGGGACGCUCGUCUUCUCGCCCGACUUCAAGCUCAACAGGGAGGAGGGCGAGUGCGUGGAGGGCAUGGCCGAGAUCUUCGACAUGCUGCUGGCGGCCACGGCCAGAUUCCGAGAGCUCAAACUGCAACGGGAGGAAUACGUCUGCCUCAAGGCCAUGAUCCUCCUCAACUCAAACGUUUGCGGCGGUUCCCCGCAGACGUCGGAACGAUCGGCCGGCGGGAAGAAAGUCCUGCGGCUUCUGGACCGCGUGAUGGAGGCGCUGGCGUGGUCCAUCUCCAAGAGCGGCCUCAGCAGCCGGCAGCAGACGCUGAGACUGGGACGCCUCACCGUGCUCCUCUCGCACAUUCGACACGUCAGCAACAAGGGCAUGGACCACCUGUGCAGCAUGAAGCGGAAGAAGGUGGUGCUGGUGUACGACCUCCUGCUGGAGAUGCUGGACUCGGACGCGUCCGACGGCCGCCCCCCGCCGAGCCGCGCGCCGCCUCCUCCUCGACCCGAGACGGGCGCCGAGCCGCCGACGGACGGCUUCGUCCCCGCGGAGGCGUGGAUGUUGGAUUCGGGACACCGGGGCCCUUCUUCGGACUUCGGCGUUCCCGCCGGCAUCGCCGUGGAAACUUCUUUGAACGGCGGACCGGACUGAAUAUCCGCAGCUGAAGAAAACUGCUGAAUUGUGAUUGGAAUUUGCUUGGGCGCUGGUGAAGUUUUCUGCGUUUGCAAGCUCUUGGCUUUUUUGCGUUUGUCCGUCUCGUCACUGGAACGUCUUUGUCUGACGAUUUGAUUCGACGUACGAAAGGCACCGCGUCGCACGUGCGGUUGCCGUGACGACAACCGACGGCCUUCCCGGAAACGUUUCCACCCAGCGCGCGAUGUGGUCAACGCGCGUUAGCAUGAAGACGGCUUGCUUUCCCGUGUGUGUACAAUGAAGGCACACGCUCCAGUGUCAAUUGUUUAUUGACCACAUGGCGGCACAGGAUUCCAUCAAUAAAAGUCGACAAAUGAAAA
Molecule: messenger RNA, 2224 nt
Organism: Hippocampus zosterae (dwarf seahorse)
Lineage: Eukaryota; Metazoa; Chordata; Actinopteri; Syngnathiformes; Syngnathidae
Product: estrogen receptor beta-like
Biological process (GO): regulation of DNA-templated transcription
Molecular function (GO): DNA-binding transcription factor activity; sequence-specific DNA binding; zinc ion binding
Source: RefSeq, a predicted model, not a curated record